UUUCAGAGCAUCCUACAACCUCUUCUCCAACGUGCUCCAGCCAACUGACCACUUCACUCUCUGAAACCGUUCGCAAUCAGCGGAAGACGCUGGUGGGGAUUCGUCUCCGGCCGCCUGCGCCUGUACACACAAUGACAUAGACACAAAGAAAAGACACGACGCCAUGAUGCUUGCAUCAUCAGCGCCCACGGCGCCCAGCCUACUACCUCCAAGCAGUCAACCAUCGGCAGCCACAACUCGGGCAGAUGACUGUUCCUCUUCAACGUCUCCAACAAACACAUCAGCUUCGGAUGCUUCAAUGGAAAUGUUGACAAGUUUAAUGAACGGAGCAGUUGCAGCUGCAGCAGCUCCCGGAAAUGCUUUAGUGAAGCAGGAAUCACCACCACUAACAACGCCUCCAUUAUUCAAUCCAGAUCUUGCUCUACUCCAGUUCAGUCAACUAUUUCAAGCUCAGCAAGCAAUGGUCCAAUUUCAUAAUCAACAGAAACAACAGCAGCAGAUCAUACAGCAACAGCAACAGCAGCAGCAACAGCAGCAACAAAAUCAGAAUCCGAGUCAAAGUCAGUCUUCUUCCAGUGACCGUAAGAGGUCCUAUCCCUGUACAUUUCAAUAUUGUGUCAUAUGUCAAAAAGACGUACACUCCUCAAAACUGCCAUGCCAUAUUCGACAAUGCCACGUGGCUAAGCCAAUGUUCCAAUGCCCGGCAUGCGACUUUACAUCCACAUAUUCAAAAAACAACGUUAAGAGUCAUAUGGUUUCAUUACACGGAUUAGCGGGUGACCCGAUCAGUUAUAUGGAUAAAUAUGCAGGACAAGUUGAAGAGUUCAUGAAACUGUGCUUCCCCAAUGUUCGUGGCAGAGGACGGCCGAUGCAGGGUAGGAGCUCUCCAAAAUCUCCAACAAGUCCAACACAGCCAGGGAGACGUGGUAGUCAAGCAUCUUCUCUGCCAUCUAGAAGGAAUACUGUAUCACAGAAUGACUUGCUUGCAACUCUUCAACAGCAUCAGCAACAACAAGCAGCAUUCCAUCCAUUGAGGAAUUUGAGAUUCAACCCACUGCAGUCAAUUUUCCCGGCAGUUCUUGCAAAUAACAACAAUAAUUCGGUUUUGGCAACCAAUAAGCACGUCAACAACUUUCUGAUCAAGCAGGAAGAGUCUGAAGUUCCACCGAUCACAAUGCCAAUGCAAGAUCUCAAGACAAUGCUAGAUGCAAAUUCAUCGCCAUCUCCAAUUUCCUUGUCAUCAUCUAUAAUUCCGAUUCAGCCAAUUAAGCCAGGGGAGAAUGCUCAACCAAAAUACAUGAAAUCACUGGAUUGGACGAUUUUGAAUGAUCUUCAGAUGAAGGGAACAGUAUUUGCUGACUGUAGAAGUAAUAUGGAAUUAUACGCAGAGAACAUUGCCAGAAAGAUUGAAAAUACUAAAGCCUUUCAAUCCUUUGUUCUUAGUGAUGAUAUGAGAACAGUCGUUGAAGAAGUCAGAUCAAGAGUUAGCAUUCAACUUUUUGAAGUGAUGUUUGCAAUUCAUAGAAUGGAUAUUAAAGUUCUCAAUCAGAACUUGGUGGAUUCACUUCUUCAAAUUGCUCCAACUAACAGUGAUGCUCAAUUACUUCGGAAAAUGGAAAACUUGUCAGAUCCAAAUGAGGAAUUUCUACUUGGCCUUACAAAAAUUGAUCACAUUGAGGAGAAAUUGGAAACUAUGAAGCAUAUGUACAGGUUUCCAGAGCAAGUUGAAUUACUGAAGGAAAAUAUUAUCAAAUAUGAAAUUGCUGUGAAAGUGUUAAGUGAGAGUCGGGCUCUUCGGAAUGUCAUGCAACUUGUACUCGCGAUUCUCAAUAUUGGAUUCUUCGAUGAUCGUCAAUGUCUUUCAAUCAAUGGAUUCUCAGUUUCAGAUAUCAGUUCUAUUUUAUCAACAAACACACCAUCUGGUCAAUCUGUGCAAUCGAUCCUUGUUACAAUAUUGAAAGAUGAAAUUAAUUUGGAUCUUGAUGAGCUUUUCGGUCUUAUUGAUGUGCUCGAAAAAAUUGAAAAUGAUGAUGUCAACUCAGUUGCACAGGAUUUAAUGGUAUUGGAUGAUAAAACAGUUCGGGCAGAAAAAGAAAUGGAGCACAGUGGAUCAAAUAUACCUCUCAGUGAGUUUGUUGAAAACGCGAAGACAAUUUCAAAGGAGCGAUGGGAACAUUUCAAAUCCUUGAAGACAAGCAUUGAAAGACUCACUAUAUAUCUUGGAAGCCCACUGCCACGCCAUCAAAAUCUUGAUGCUCACUCUCCAUUCAACAACGUGCUCCAAAUGCUCCGAUCCUUAAAAACUGCAAUCGAGCUUGACGAUGCAUCAGAUGACCAUCACAUCAAUGUCUCGUCUCCUUAAUUUUUGUUUUCUGGAAAAGGCGAAGAACUCGAUUUGAAGCUUCUCAAUUGAGUCUCUGCAGCCGACAUUUUACGGGUCCAGCUUGCGAGGUAUCUCCGCGAGUUGUCGGCUGCUAUUUCGAGCUACCAAAUGUUCCAAUCAAGUUCGACGCCUGCUCCUAGUUAAUUCAGUCAUUUUGUUUACUCGUUUUCCCUGGUUCUCUGAUAAUCUUGCCUCCGGCUGUUCAUAUUUGUUAUCUUAAAUCCUUAUCCCUCACAAUUCCUGUUCCAAACUGUUCCUGUGUUCUGAAAUUUUGCCAAAAAAGUACUUGUUAGUUGGUGAACUCUAUUUUCCCUGUCGCUUUUCCAUCUCUCCCCUGUGAAUUCCUCCCGCUUCGUCCAUCCAUGAAUCUAUCUAUCUAUCUCUCAAAAACUUCAUAAUAUAAUAAUUUUAUCAAAAGUAUUACUCUCUCCUUCUACCUGUUAAUUUUUUCUUGAAAACGAACAAAAAGUCCUAUUGGAUUUAUAUGUGUACCCCUCUAUAGCUUUUAAGAAAAACCUCCCCCUCUCUUGCUCUCUCUCUCUCGUUUUCACUCAAUCUUAUUGUAAAAGAUUCUUUUUUUUCAAUGUUUUUUUAUUUUGUAUUUGGCAAAUAAUAAAAAGUGGUAAAACU
Caenorhabditis elegans is the source of this 3013-nucleotide messenger RNA. RefSeq names its product Formin-homology and zinc finger domains protein 1 (gene fozi-1). The transcript has 8 exons. Lineage: Eukaryota; Metazoa; Nematoda; Chromadorea; Rhabditida; Rhabditidae. Bases 164 to 2362 code for a protein of 732 amino acids. The record is from RefSeq and is marked reviewed. Gene Ontology annotation, biological process: cytoskeleton organization; regulation of cell morphogenesis.